CUCUCACCUCUCGUUCGUUUCCCCUCUCUGGAGUCUGGAACACCGCACUAUCUCGACGAAGCAUCGGCACCCCCAUGAUAGCGUCCAAGGAACCAAGACGAUGAGAUCCGCAUUGGCUUAGCCCCUGGUGGCUCCUUCCAUCUUCACCAAUAGCAUCACUCAAUUCCACCCACGGCACCCACUCCUCAGCUCGGAGCUCCAAAGCUUGAACCGUGACCCUUCCAUGAUGGAACUCGACCUGGCCACCCCACCGAGGUGCGUGUCCCGCACCGUCGUAUAAUGUACCUGAAGAACUGUCGUCCGUCCGCUUCUUGUCCAAGACGGCUGUCACCUCGCCAAUUGAUUGUUUGUCGCCAGUCGAACCCGUCAGAAGCCGCCCCUUGUGACUUCUGUACGGAGUAGCUAGACUAGCUCGCCAACAUGGCCAACCUCUCCGUCCGCAAUCUGACCAUCCAUCCCCUCGAGCUCCUCACCAUCGACCGCUUCGAGGGGUCCAAGGAGCAGACUGGCGAUCUUCUGACCAACACCCUGGGCACCGUCAACUCCUUCCUCAACGCUACCGAGUUCAAGACCACGCGCACUGUUGCCAAGGGCGAGCCUCACAAGCAAGACAAGGUCAAUGUCACCAUUGACCCCUUCAAGACCAAGGAAACCAAUGAGCGGACGGCAGACCCCAAGAAGGAGGUGAUCCGGCUGGUGUUCAAGACGGACGGCCACAAGUACGAGGUCGACGUGCCCAGCGCCGACACCAAGAGCACGGUCAUGAAGAAGCUGGACGGCGGCAAGCUGGAGCUCACAGCCGUCUACGUGCCCACCGGCGCCCUCCUCGCCGUCUUCUCCUCGACCAAGCUCGAUGCCUGGAUGAAGGAGCUCGACAACGACUGGCCGCUGCAGACGCUGUCCAUUCCCGGCACCCACAACUCGCCGACGUGCUACAAGGCCCUGCCCUCCGUGCGCUGCCAGGCCAUUGGCGUGCCGGAGCAGCUGCGCAACGGCGUGCGCUUCCUGGACGUUCGCGUGUCCGCCGAGCCCGAGGACCAGAACCUCGCCCUCGUCCACAGCGCCUUCCCCAUCUCCCUCACGGGGACCAAGUGGUUUGGCGACCUGUGCGACGACAUUUACGACUUUCUGCAAAAGCACCCGAGCGAGACGGUCAUUAUGAGCGUGAAGCGCGAGGGCACCGGCAAAGGCACGGACCAGCAGAUGGGCAACCACUUGAAGAAGAACUACGUCGAUAAGAAGCGUGACUUUUGGUGGACAGAGCCAAAGGUGCCACGCCUGGGCGAGGCGCGCGGCCGCAUCAUCAUCAUGCGUCGCUUCGGGCUGAGCGAGGAGCUCAAAAAGUGCUGGGAUGGUCGUGGCUUCGGCAUCGACGCCGCGGCCUGGCCGGACAAUUGCGAGGACGGCCGGAUUGGCGACGGCCAUAUCCGCGUGCAGGACUUUUACGAAAUCUCGGAGACGCAGAACGUGCAGAAGAAGAUUGACUUUGCGCGUGGUCAGCUGGAGCGUGCGGCGGAGCAGACCUUUUCCCUCCAGCACAAGGACAAGAGCCCCCCGUUCUUUGUCAACUUUCUGAGUGCCAGCAACUUCUUCAGCGCGAGCUGCUGGCCGGAGAGGAUCGCCGCCAAGGUCAAUCCGUCGGUUGUCGAGUAUCUAUGCAUCAGGCAUGGGGAGGACGGCAAGGGGCCCAAGAAACUCAAGGUCGGCACGGGUGGCACUGGUAUCGUGGUCACUGACUGGGUGGGCGCGAACGGCGACUGGGACUUGAUUCGCUGCGUUGUUGGCAUGAAUGCACGACUACAGAUGAAACGAUAGACACGGCACAUGAUGUAGAAACGAAGCGAUGCAUAGACGUAAAUAUGA
Molecule: messenger RNA, 1863 nt
Organism: Emericellopsis atlantica
Lineage: Eukaryota; Fungi; Ascomycota; Sordariomycetes; Hypocreales; Bionectriaceae
Product: PLC-like phosphodiesterase
Exons: 1
Coding region: 421-1815 (464 amino acids)
Biological process (GO): lipid metabolic process
Molecular function (GO): phosphoric diester hydrolase activity
Source: RefSeq, a predicted model, not a curated record